Ostertagia ostertagi is the source of this 1299-nucleotide messenger RNA. The record is from the annotation of a GenBank genome assembly. Lineage: Eukaryota; Metazoa; Nematoda; Chromadorea; Rhabditida; Trichostrongylidae.
AUGUCGGUUCCCCGCGCGGCCACAGACCUCGCAGCGAAUAAUCGCUAUGAAAUCCACGUGUUUGUCGAUGCGUCAAUUCGAGCGUUCGCUGCAGCGGCUUAUCUUCGAACGCUCGAUGAGAAUGGGAGAAUACGCGUAACCCUGCUGAUGGCUAGGCAGCGCUUGGCGCCGAUCAAUAAAAACAAGAAACCAGUAACGAUACCACGAUUAAAGCUUCUAGCCGUCCUGAUCGGAAUUCGCCUAACGAAUUUUGUAUUACAGGAAAUACGGUUAAACAUAAGUGAAAUUCGUGUGUAUAGUGAUUCACAGGUGGCUCUCAACUGGGUCCAGUCCAAUAACAAAAAUGGAACCUUUGUCGACAAUCGUUGUAUAGAAAUACGCGACAAGCUGCAGAGCUGGUCAGACAAAGGCAUAAUUUGCCAUCUACAGUACAUACCGUCCGAGCUUAAUCCGGCGGAUUGCGCGACAAAGGGUCUAACCAAGACUGAGAUGUGUAACAAUAACUGGUGGACGGGUCCUCCCUUUCUGCUCAGUGACAACUCAACAUGGCCGAAUUUAGCGGAAUAUUCCUGGAUGUCGUACGACAAACAAGAAAGUUUCGAAUCACAGGGACCACUUCAUAAUAUGCUCGCCACAAACAUUGGCAAGCACGUUCAAUUAUCAAUAUUUCAAAAAGACUAUUCAUCAUUCAAGAAAUACAAAAGAAUCCUGGUCAUGAAAUUUCUCAAAUUCAUCGUUUUCAACAAACUUUCAAUAAAGAACAAAGAAAUAUUUAAGAAAGCCAUACCUGAGAUCACAAACGUAGUGACGGACCGACCACUCACAUCAUUGCAACCCAUUGACCUCAGGAUGGCUGAACAGAAUUUGAUUAAGUCAGCACAGGCAACGAUUUACUCAAAAAAAAGCUACGCGAAACUGAAUAGUUUACAAUUAUAUACGAACGAAAACGGAAUUACUAGAUGCCGAGGAAGAAUUCAAGCCAAGCACUUGGCAAAGGAAACUCAAGAGCCAAUUCUCCUUCCGGAAAAUCACAACUUCACCAGACUACUUGUCAGCGAUAUUCACCGUCGCUGCGGACAUCAAGGCGUUAAUGGAACAUUGGCCAAUAUACGACUGAACUACUGGAUCCCAAUAGGACGACAAAUAGUCAAGAAAUAUUUGAAAUCAUGCUUGAGUUGCAAAAGAUGGUAUUCAAAACCAUUCCUUUAUUCGAAUUCCCCGCCGCUGCCGCAAUCACGGACAAUGCCAGCAGCCCCUUUUUACAUGUCGGCAUCGAUCUGGCCGGCCCGUUCCGUGUGA